GCGGCUUCUCUUCUUUGCCUAGACCAGAAGAAAGCCGGGACGUGACGGAGCCGGGGGGGUUCUGCUUGCUGGAGGCCCGUUAAACCACUGAUAAAUACAGCUUCCUCGCAGUUUGUUCGUCGCUCAAGAGACGUUUGUGACCUACCUUGACCCUACGUAUUUUUUCACCUAGAACUAAUUUCACAAACAUGUCCUGGCAAAGCUACGUGGACAACCUGAUGGCUGAUGGCAGCUGCCAGGACGCGGCCAUUGUUGGGUACACGGACGCCAAAUACGUCUGGGCAUCUUUUGUCGGCGGUACCUUUGCCAACAUAACGCCUGAAGAAAUCGACGUGUUAAUAGGAAAGGACCGAGAGGGAUUCUUCACCAGUGGGAUGACCUUAGGCAAUAAAAAGUGCUCCGUAAUCAGAGACAGCCUCCAUAUUGACGGCGACUGGACAAUGGACAUCCGGACAAAGAGUCAAGGAGGAGAGCCAACAUACAACGUUUCUGUAGGCAGAGCCGGCAAAGCAUUGGUUUUUGUCAUGGGGAAGGAAGGUGUCCAUGGAGGACAGCUCAACAAGAAAGCAUUUCAGAUGGCUGAGUACCUGAGGAAGUCCGGAUACUAAAGCAGCCUGUACCCAGCCACCUAGCAGCUCACCCUUACCGCCCUGUUGCAUGUCACACUACAAGUCCUAGUUGGUAGUUACUUUGUUUUUCUUUUUCUGCCUUCUCUCCCCCAUUCGUUAUCCCAUAUUUUGUUGUCAUUUGCCCCUAACCCAUCCUCUUCACUCAACACACUUGCGCUGUGUACUCUUACCCCCCCUUAACGCACUAUAAGUUGAUCCAUAGCAAAGAUGAGCAUGUUGCUAACAGGAUGUCAUGACAAAUCUGUACCAAGACCAGCAAAACAUUCUGGCCAAACACUCAAUGAAGGCUAUAGCGUCAAUUUUAAGUAGUUUUUUUUUUUUUUUCUUUCUUUUCUCUCUGUCGUGGUGCCCAUUAUUUAAUCUCACCCAAAACCCGAUCACACACACUCCCCUCCCUGAGCAGCCGAUGCCUUUGGAGCCGUAACCAAGCUCGUCAUGUCUUCCUCUUUCAUUUCCCCCAUCAUGUCCUGGAGGGCAAACUGUGUGCGUAUCUCGGUCCACUGUCUUUUCCCUCUCAACCUUCCCCUUCCCCCCAAAUUUUUCAGGUCCUCCCCAUCCUGUUUGCUCAAAGCAGGAGACACUACAAAGCUCAGUCAUCUUCAUCAAACACUACACACCACCCAACCAGUCCUAACUCUCAAAUUCACUGCUCUGUCCUGAAUACCUUUUUAUUAAAAAGGGGGGUGGGUGGGGAUGCUCGGACCAGCUCAGCUCAGUUGAUGACCACGAGCCAGAUGUGGCAGCAAGUGUCAUCCAGAUGCUGGUAGCCUCUCGUCCCGUCAUCACAACCUCCCCGACUACAAAAAACCCAUGGACAUUCCACAGUAACAAUGGCUCAGGCACUUACUACUGUUUUUUGUUUGCCAGCUCCUGUAAGGUGUUUAUUUUAUUUUUUUUUGUUGGAAAGGCUGCCAUUUUUGGACAGUAGAUAUCCCAGCAUAUUACCAUCUGGAGUGUGUCCAGUUUGAAUAUUUUUUUUCUUUUUAUAGGACCAAGUGUAGUCAAAGCUCGGGUGUACAAUUGCUCUAAAUCAUGUGAAGGAUGACUGCUAACCUUUUCUGAUGAAGGAAACACUAACCAGACAGUAAUAUUUACCAUGGUUUAAAAAAAAAAAUAAUAAAAAAAUAUGAAGCUACAGGGGAGGUUAAGGGUGGGAGUAUCUGAAGUAAAUUCUCAUUUCAUUGUUUUUCUUUGUUAAGGGAAAAAAAACAACUGCAUUUGUACAAACCCAUGCUGUGUUGACAACUACAAAACUGUGGAAUAAAUUGCCUUUACUCUGUAGUCAGCUGAGCUCUGGGGUAUCACACGGUCUGCCCAUGCUCAGCACUGCUAACUGUAACGUCCAAGGGGGGGGGCACUUUCAAAAGUAGAAAUGACACUCGAUGGGAGAUGUGAUUGGUUGGAACAAAGACGCUUAUGGUUGUCUUGUCAAAACUGCAGAACCUGUGUAUCCUGUGCCAUAAUAGAUCUGUUGCUGUUGUAAGAUGGAUUUUACCCACUGUCCACUAAGUCAUUUCAUUGGCACUUUUUAAGCUUCAGCUCCACUGUUUAGGCCUUGUGGGAUAUGUGUACUCAUAAAGAAAAACAAAAAAAAAAUGUUUCAAGUCCUGUUUGCUGAUUUAUGUUCAUUUCCUUUUCCUCACCACUUUUUUCUUACAUCUGGGAUACAGUCUCUUUAAUGCAUCUGAUUUCGUAUGCAUAAAACCAAGAAAUGCCAUAAAUUGAUUUAUCACCUUGUUUACAGACAGAUCAAAUAAAUUUAUUCCAACCAGA
Molecule: messenger RNA, 2402 nt
Organism: Micropterus salmoides (largemouth bass)
Lineage: Eukaryota; Metazoa; Chordata; Actinopteri; Centrarchiformes; Centrarchidae
Product: profilin-2-like
Exons: 3
Coding region: 189-608 (139 amino acids)
Biological process (GO): positive regulation of actin filament bundle assembly; actin cytoskeleton organization; regulation of actin filament polymerization
Cellular component (GO): cytoplasm
Molecular function (GO): actin binding
Source: RefSeq, a predicted model, not a curated record